This is a messenger RNA of Knipowitschia caucasica, 1491 nucleotides long. The record is from the annotation of a GenBank genome assembly. NCBI's taxonomy places the organism in Eukaryota, Metazoa, Chordata, Actinopteri, Gobiiformes, Gobiidae.
AUGGAGCAGUCGGACACGGAGGCGUUGGACAUCAGCACCAAAGUGCAGAUUCACGGGGUGCUUUGGAAGAGGCCAUUUGGACGCCCCUCUGCAAAGUGGUCCCGCAGAUUCUUCAUCAUCAAAGACAGUUUCCUGCUUUAUUAUGCUGAAAACGAGAAGCGGAACUUCGAGGCCAACAGAUGCCUCAACAUCCAUCCAAAGGGGGUGAUUCCUUUGGGUGGAUGUGUGGUGUCUGCGAGUGAGAACUUGGGAAUGCCUUUUGCCAUCGAGAUCCACCUGGAAGACUUCUGUGGGACCAUCGUGCUGGCAGCCGAGUCUGAGCUGGAGCAGGUUCAGUGGAUGGAGAUGGUACAGGAGUCUGCAAGAGUGACAUGGAAGAAUUCUCAGCUCGGAGAAGCCAUGAUCGAAAGUCUGGAGGCACAGGGACUGCAGCUCGCCAAAGAGAAGCAAGAAUAUCUGGAUAAACUCAUGGAGGAGACGGAGGAGCUGAGCCACCAAAGAGCACAGAGAGAAGAGCUGGAGCGUAUCAACGAGAUUUUAGAGGAAGAGAAGCGUAAAUACGAAGAGGUGGUAAUGGAGCUGAAGACAGAGCAAGAGCAAAUUAAACAAGACCUGGAGGGAACGUCUCAGUCGUUGAAGGGAGUGGAGCAAGAGAAAAGGGAGCUGAGCAGUCUGACGGUCAUGUUACAGAAAUCUAUUGAGGAGCUUUCCGUGGAGAAACAGCGCACACUGGAUCUCCUCGGAGCCAAAGAGCAUCAGGAUAACAAGCAACAAAACACUGAGGACCCUGAGGACCCUGCAGAACCUGACGCAGAGGAAGAAGAAGUGGACACAACUCUGCUCCUGGACCUCAAGCACAUUGAAGACCAAAUGAAAGUGUUGCUCAAAGAAAAAGACCAGGCCGAACACAAGCUCCAGGAGAACGAGCAGAAGUCGGUGGUGCUGCAGCAGGAGAGAGAGUUUUAUUCAUCACAAGCUCAAACUCUGCAGCAGUCUCUGUCUCAGCUCACAGCCGACAAGCAGCAGACUGAGGCCGAGCUCAAGGUUGAGAUUGAGUCGCGGGUGGAGUUGGAGCACAGGCUGAAGUCGGCUGAGGAGGCGUUGGAGAAUUUGGAGAAAGGCCUGAGCUGUUUGGACCGAAGCCAAGAGAGCCACGAGAGAAUGAAAGGGGACGUCACUCAGCUCAGGAAGUUUUUUGAGGAGUGCAUCUGUGCAGCUGAGAUUGAGGCGAAGCUGCCAGCCAUCAUGAAGAACGCGGUGUAUCUUCACAAAGCUGCGGCGCGGAGGAUAAAGAGCUGCAGGAUUCAGAGGAGGGCCUCCAAACGCCACUGGUUGAAGCACUCCAGGUCCUUUGCCGUGGCCAACGAUGACGCCGGGGAGAUGGAGGAGCUGAAGGCGACGGCCCGAAGACUCACGUCAGACAGCACCUUCAGAGAAAGUGUGUACAAGAUCAUCACACGCAAUGAAGGACCUAACGGGACGAAUGUGUAA